AUGGCGACGGCGGUGCGAGACGGCGACCCCGGGCCUGCACAGGAACUGUUGGUGGCCUGGAACACCGUGAGCACCGGGCUGGUGCCGCCGGCCGCGUUGGGACUGGCGUCCUCCCGGACCAGCGGUGCGGUGCCGCCAAAGGAGGAGGAGCUCCGGGCGGCGGUGGAGGUUUUGAGGGCCCACGGUCUGCAUUCGGUCCUGGAGGAGUGGUUUGUAGAGGUGCUGCAGAACGACCUGCAGGCCAACAUCUCCCUUGAGUUCUGGAAUACUAUCUCCCAGCGUGAGAACUGUGCAGACGAGCCCCAGUGCCUUCUGCUUCUCCUUGACGCUUUCGGCCUGUUGGAGAGCCGCCUGGAUCCCUACCUGCAUAGUCUAGAGCUGCUGGAGAAAUGGACUCGCCUGGGCUUGCUGAUGGGCGCAGGCGCUCAGGGGCUGCGGGAAAAAGUCCACACCACCUUGCGGGGCGUCCUGUUCUUUUCCACUCCCAGAACCUUUCAGGAGAUGAUUCAGCGCCUCUAUGGGCGCUUUUUGAGAGUUUACAUGCAGAGUAAGAGGAAGGGGGAAGGGGGCACAGACCCAGAACUAGAGGGGGAAUUGGACAGCAGGUAUGCCCGUCGCCGGUACUACCGGCUUCUGCAGAGCCCGUUGUGUGCGGGAUGCGGCAGCGACAAGCAGCAGUGCUGGUGCCGCCAGGCCCUGGAGCAGUUUCACCAGCUCAGCCAGGUCCUACACAGGCUGAGUCUGUUGGAGCGGGUCAGUGCGGAGGCUGUGACCACCACCCUGCACCAGGUGACCAGGGAGAGAAUGGAGGACCGCUGUCGGGGCGAGUACGAGCGCUCCUUCCUGCGAGAGUUCCACAAGUGGAUCGAGAGGGUGGUCGGCUGGCUCGGCAAGGUAUUCCUGCAGGAUGGCCCUGCCAGGCCCGCGUCCCCGGAGGCUGGCAACACACUGCGCCGGUGGCGGUGCCACGUGCAGAGGUUUUUCUACCGUAUCUAUGCCGGCCUACGCAUCGAGGAGCUCUUCAGCAUCAUCCGAGACUUCCCAGACUCCCGGCCAGCCAUCGAGGACCUCAAAUACUGCCUGGAAAGGACCGACCAGAGGCAGCAGCUGCUCCUGUCUCUCAAGGCUGCCCUGGAGACGCGGCUCCUCCACCCAGGGGUCAACACGUGCGACAUCAUCACCCUCUAUAUAUCCGCCAUCAAGGCACUGCGUGUGCUCGACCCUUCCAUGGUCAUCUUGGAGGUGGCUUGUGAGCCCAUUCGCCGCUACCUGAGGACGCGGGAGGACACGGUGCGGCAGAUUGUAGCUGGGCUGACGGGGGACUCGGAUGGGACGGGGGACUUGGCUGUCGAGCUGUCCAAGACAGACCCGGCGAGCCUGGAGACUGGUCAGGACAGCGAGGAUGACUCUGGCGAGCCCGAGGACUGGGUCCCUGACCCUGUGGAUGCCGAUCCAGGGAAGUCCAGCUCCAAGCGGCGCUCCUCGGACAUCAUUAGCCUGCUGGUCAGCAUCUACGGCAGCAAGGACCUGUUCAUCAACGAGUACCGCUCGCUGCUGGCCGACCGCCUCCUGCACCAGUUCAGCUUUAGUCCUGAGCGGGAGAUCCGCAACGUGGAGCUGCUGAAGCUGCGCUUUGGCGAGGCUCCCAUGCACUUCUGCGAGGUCAUGCUGAAGGACAUGGCGGACUCCCGUCGCAUCAACGCCAACAUUCGUGAGGAGGACGAGAAGCGGCCCAUAGAGGAGCAGCCGCCUUUUGGGGUCUAUGCCGUCAUCCUGUCCAGCGAGUUUUGGCCUCCCUUCAAGGACGAGAAGCUGGAGGUCCCCGAGGACAUUAGGGAGGCCCUAGAGGUCUACUGCAAGAAGUACGAGAAGCUGAAGGUACAGGCCACACCUCCCUCCGGUGGCAGCUGGACCCUGGAGGAGCUGAGCAAGGUGGUGAAGAUGCCCGUGGCCCUGCUGCGGCGGCGCAUGUCCGUGUGGCUGCAGCAGGGAGUGCUGCGGGAGGAGCCUGCCGGGACCUUCUCUGUGGUGGAGGAGGAGCGGCCCCAGGACCGGGACAGCAUGGUGCUCCUUGACAGCGACGACGAGAGCGACUCCGGCAUGGCCUCCCAGGCCGACCAGAAGGAGGAGGAGCUGCUGCUUUUCUGGACGUACAUCCAGGCCAUGCUGACCAACCUGGAGAGCCUGUCGCUGGAGCGUAUCUACAGCAUGCUGCGCAUGUUCGUGGUCACCGGCCCCGCGCUGGCCGAGAUCGACCUGCAGGAGCUCCAGGGCUUCCUGCAGAAGAAGGUGAGGGACCAGCAGCUGGUCUACUCAGCCGGCGUCUACCGCCUGCCCAAGAGCUGCAGCUGA
Molecule: messenger RNA, 2352 nt
Organism: Puma concolor (puma)
Lineage: Eukaryota; Metazoa; Chordata; Mammalia; Carnivora; Felidae
Source: RefSeq, a predicted model, not a curated record